CCAGCCAUACAUUGUGCAGGGCGGUUGACUGCAUUCCGAGUUCCCCGACGGCGCCUGCACCUGUUUAUUUGUUCCGUGUACUCCGUACUCCGUCCGUGCUGGGCAAGGGAUCUCCCCUUGGGUCGGGUCAGCAUGAAAACAGAACACAUCACAUGCGAAACGACAUCUAUAGUGCCCAAGUGCCAAGGGCGUCCCAGCAAUUGGGAUGGAGCUGUCAAUGACCCCGGAAUCAUAUCGGAAAUCGAGACUAGAGUCCUGCUCCCACGGAACACAGGAAGUGCUUUGACUCGGAAUGUCUCAGCAAUGCCCACGGUGUUUGGUAUGUCGUAGAUAAGAUGCAUUGCGCUUCACCAUGUUUCCUGGGCUAGAAUUUGGGAUGGCCGAGAAAGGAAGGAUCCGACGAAUGACCGGGCCAUCGCACCAUUGGGAGCGGGAGAGGCAUGCUGGUUGUUGAUUUUACGUAUCGAAUACUGCGAGCUGUCGGUCGUCAUUGGCGCAGCUAAUUUCCUCAUUGAAGUGAUGGAAGCCUCGGGGAUUGGGAGCCGAACAUGACCUCGUGGAUCCUCCGUGUGGCUGAGAAAUUCUAGAAAAAACAAUUGCCAUGUUUUUUUGUUGUUGGGGGGAGAAGAACUUUGUACCCAACAGCAGAGAGACAUCCUCCAUACCUACCUAUUCGAGAGAUCCAGGAAGCAAGGAAGAAAGAAGGAGUCAUGAGAAGAACGAGAGUUCCCAGUCCUGGUUCUUCGCUCC
Aspergillus sclerotioniger CBS 115572 is the source of this 750-nucleotide messenger RNA. RefSeq lists its product as uncharacterized. Bases 133 to 330 code for a protein of 65 amino acids. The record is from RefSeq and is a predicted model, not a curated record. The transcript has a single exon. NCBI's taxonomy places the organism in Eukaryota, Fungi, Ascomycota, Eurotiomycetes, Eurotiales, Aspergillaceae.